AUGUCUCAGCACGGAUUACUAAGCAAGGUGUCCCGAUCACCAAAUGGGGAUGAGCCUAUUUCCACCGGCGGUGCUUUUACCGGGAUUCGCCCCGAAUCGGGGUAUGGAUCGGGUCGACAGACGGCUCGACGAUCCCGUGUUUCCGUCUGUGGGGGUCGUCAGACGGCUCGUCGGUCCCGUCGAUUCACGCCCGGGGAAUGGAUAAGUCGAUUAUCCAUUUGUCCUGAUCUCGCCCAGGUGCCGGGCGUCCUCGAGGUUCCGGUCGUCGACGAGGAUCCGGACGUCGUCGUGGAUCCGGACGUCGUCUCCCAGAAUCCCGACAGUCGUCGGUGAUUCCGUCUGACUCAGGUGUUGCUCCAUAGUUGGUAAGUUGAUCCCCCCCCUUUUUUUUUUAUCAUUACCCUCUAUGCUGUGUGGGGUGUUUAUAAUCUCUUUUCUUGGAAUCUUUCCUUUUCUUCUCCCUUUUUGUUCUUCGUUGACGUGUGGUCAUUCAGUCGUUGUCCGUCUGUCACGUCGUUCGUUUGUGGUUUGUUUUAUUGUUAUAUAAUGGUGUUAUCCGCUGGCGAUCCGAUUGUGCGGGUGUUGGAGGACCUUAUAGAGACAGUUCCCUUCGUUGG
Messenger RNA from Diachasmimorpha longicaudata, 617 nucleotides. RefSeq lists its product as uncharacterized. The transcript has 2 exons. The record is from RefSeq and is a predicted model, not a curated record. Bases 1 to 333 code for a protein of 110 amino acids. Lineage: Eukaryota; Metazoa; Arthropoda; Insecta; Hymenoptera; Braconidae.